This is a messenger RNA of Hydractinia symbiolongicarpus, 1294 nucleotides long. RefSeq names its product fumarylacetoacetate hydrolase domain-containing protein 2-like. Bases 236 to 1117 code for a protein of 293 amino acids. Gene Ontology annotation, molecular function: hydro-lyase activity. Lineage: Eukaryota; Metazoa; Cnidaria; Hydrozoa; Anthoathecata; Hydractiniidae. The transcript is spliced from 7 exons. The record is from RefSeq and is a predicted model, not a curated record.
AAGUGUUCAAGCCUUGAAGCCAUAUUGAAUGCAUAAAUGGAUAAAUACAUAACUGCAAAAUGGAUAAAUACAUAACUGCAAAAUGGAUAAAUACAUAACUGCAAAAUAGAUAAAUACAUAACUGCAUAAAAAACAUUGUUGCUAAAAAUUUACCUGGUGUCUGCAAGUAUAAGAUCAUAAUUUGUUGAUUACUUUACCAUACAGAUUUUUAACCUAGGCAAGAUAUAUUACCAUCAUGAGGUUAGUACAAUUUGAAGAAGGUGGCCAUACACACGUGGGAAUUGAAACUGAUCAAAACAGUGAUAUAGUUGACUUCACAAAAGCUAACCCAGAUGUUUCCACCAUGAUUCAGUUUUUAAAAAAUUGCGAGAAAAAUAUGGAAGAUGCUAAAAGAAUCUUCAAUGACGCAAAGUAUGUUGUAAAGAGGGAGAAUGUUCGGAUUCUUUCUCCUAUCACCCAUCCAGAGAAGAUCAUAUGCAUUGGUAUGAAUUAUACAGAUCAUUGUGAAGAACUUGGAAAACCUAUACCAACUAAUCCUGUAGUGUUCAGCAAAUUUUCAAAUUGUAUUACACAUCCCGGAGCUGGUAUUACAUACCCAAAGUUAACUGAACAAUUAGAUUGGGAAGUUGAGCUAGCUGUUGUUAUUGGAAAAUCAGGUAAAAAUAUUGAGGAGAAAAAUGCUAUGGAACACGUUUUUGGAUACACUGUUGCACAUGACGUCACCGCGCGUGAUUUGAUAUCCAAAAAUGGCGGACUGUGGUUAUUAGCCAAAACAUUUGAUACCUUUCUACCACUGGGUCCAGCAAUUGUUACUAGGGACAGCAUAUCAGCUCCACACAAUCUUGGCAUACGAUGUAAAGUAAAUGGAGAACUUAUGCAAAACUCAAACACAAAAAAUCAAGUUUUUAAAACGGAAAGAUUGAUUUCAUAUGUCUCCCAAUAUGUCCGUGUUAUUUUUAGAUUUACAACUUUAACAGCUGGUGACGUCAUCAGUACUGGCACUCCUCCUGGUGUGGGAUGUUUUAGAAAACCACCAGUAUUUUUGAAGGUUGGCGAUAUUGUCGAAUGUGAAAUCGACGAAAUUGGCCGUUUGCAAAACACAAUCGUAGCUGAGUGAAGAACGGUGACGUCAUAAAUUAUAACGAAGAAAGAAUCUUUUUGUUGUUAUUGUUGAGAGAAAACUAUAAGAAUAUUUUUAAUUUUUUAGUAAAGUAUAAUAUUUUCACAGAAAACAAAAUACUUUUUCGUCAAUUUUUUGUACAAUGAUUUGAAAUAUAUCUAUCUUUUUAACAUA